This is a messenger RNA of Trichoderma harzianum CBS 226.95, 1485 nucleotides long. RefSeq lists its product as hypothetical. The record is from RefSeq and is a predicted model, not a curated record. Bases 1 to 1485 code for a protein of 494 amino acids. Gene Ontology annotation, molecular function: heme binding; oxidoreductase activity, acting on paired donors, with incorporation or reduction of molecular oxygen; monooxygenase activity. Lineage: Eukaryota; Fungi; Ascomycota; Sordariomycetes; Hypocreales; Hypocreaceae. The transcript is spliced from 3 exons.
AUGCUUGUCUAUUUGCUCUCAGUAGCUGUGCUGCUGCUCAUUCUCGAACCUCUAUUUACGUAUUAUUGGGACUCUAAAAAGCUUCGCCGUUUCCCCAAUGCUAGUUUCUUAUCUGGAAUAUCCGAUGUGGGCUACAUCCUUCAGAGAUACCGUGGGUUUCGCUCAAAGGAGAUUCACGAAAGUCACCUGCAACAUCUAGUUGUCCGUGUUGGCCCCAAUUCUCUUUCAUUCUCCACGCCUGAUGCCAUCAGAGCUAUUUACGGACACAGCACCCCAUGUCUCAAAGGAGGCACCUAUGUAACAGCAGCUGGUACACAUCCAAGCCUGCUCGACGUCGUGGAUAAGCAAGAACAUGCUCGUAAGCGCAGGAUCUUAUCGCAUGCCUUUGCUACCCGGAAUCUUGAACAGUGGGAGUUCAAAGUCACAGACAAAGUUCAGAAGCUUGUCGCACAGUUUGAUCUCCUGUGCCAUGACAAACAAGAAGCGAUUGUUGACUUUCGAAUGUGGAGCAAUCUCUUCACGAUUGAGGCUAUUGCGGACAUUGCACUCAGCCAUCAUCUUGGUUGUCUUACUCAAGGGAGCGACCUUGUCACAAUAACCACUAAAGAUGGUGAGAAAGCGGUGAAUUAUAUCGACUGCCUUCACUCCGGAAGACGGGCAACCUCAAUGUUGAUCUGGUCAACGAAAUGGUUUUCGUCUUUACGAUUCGUCUCAAAAAGGCUUCCAGGUUUCUUCCAGACCCAGUGGCACAAAGGCCAAGGCUUUGAUGAGAUGGUACGGUAUCUCGUUCAACAGCGUCUUCGACGACACGAAAACGGAGAGCAAUUGGAAGAUUUUGUGGGAUGUCUCUUUCAAGAUAAGCAUGGAGACGCUCGAAACCUGGAGAUUGCCGAGAUUGAAGCCGAGGUGGCGACAUUGUUGGAUGCAGGAUCCGAUACAACUGCGAUUUCUCUAACUCACGCUAUGUAUUUCUUAAUGAAGACUCCAGCAGCAUUGUCUCGACUACGCGACGAAUUGCGGGUUGCAUUGGAUGGUAGCCAAGAAAUCGCCAAAUAUGCUACCGUGAAGAAUCUACCGUAUUUAUAUGCUUGCAUCAAUGAGUCGCUGAGGCUGUUGCCGCCAGUUGCGUUCGGCUUGAACCGCAUGACGCCGCCUGAAGGGCUCAUGAUUGACGGCACCUGGAUCCCCGGAAACACUCUUGUGGGCGUCCCAGCAUACACGGCGAUAGAACAAUAUCAGCCGGAAAGAUGGUUGGAAGAUGGCAUCAAGGAGACACAGGGGACAUUUAUCCCUUUUAGUACGGGGGCCAGAGGUUGUAUCGGCCGAAACAUUAGCUACAUUGAGCAAACGGUGCUUUUGGCGACUCUUGUUCAGCGCUAUGAUCUCAGUCUGGUGGAUCCUGAGGGGAAUUUGGAUCACGAGGAAGCAUUCAAUCUUUGGCCUGGGCCACUGCCAUUGAAGAUCAGACGUAGAGAGAAUUGUUGA